This is a messenger RNA of Xylona heveae TC161, 1221 nucleotides long. RefSeq lists its product as hypothetical. The transcript is spliced from 2 exons. Gene Ontology annotation, molecular function: four-way junction DNA binding; crossover junction DNA endonuclease activity. Bases 396 to 1211 code for a protein of 271 amino acids. Gene Ontology annotation, cellular component: Rad51C-XRCC3 complex; Rad51B-Rad51C-Rad51D-XRCC2 complex; replication fork. The record is from RefSeq and is a predicted model, not a curated record. Gene Ontology annotation, biological process: meiotic DNA recombinase assembly; reciprocal meiotic recombination. NCBI's taxonomy places the organism in Eukaryota, Fungi, Ascomycota, Xylonomycetes, Xylonales, Xylonaceae.
GACAGGUCACAGAGAUAUAUGGGCCGCCGGGAGUGGGAAAGACAACAUUUGCGUACGUAGACAUUUUCAAUUUGUCAACAUUUUCAGCAUUCGGAUCUGAAUAUAUAUAUGUAUUACAUGAGAUGCACCUGGCUGACUGAUCACCAAUAGUACGCAAGUAGCUACGGAUGCCCUUCGUUCAGGAGACCGUGUCAGUUGGAUAGGUUAGUGUAUGGUACGAUGACCAGAGCGAUUUGGUCUACACGGGCUUGCCGCCAGAUCGCGAGACGAAAUCGUAAAUCUUACGUUCUUCUGCAGAUACUUCAUCGAAAUUGCACGGGCCGCGGUUCAGACAGAUCCUUUCAAGACAUGUCCCAGCAUCAGAACAUCUACCCUCCGCACUAUACGGCUCGGAAAUGGAUAAUAUGCUGGAACGAUUCGAGUACUGGAAAGCGCCGAGGCUCGCUCACUUGUUUGCCUUGCUCAUGCACCCGACCGGCUCAUUUCCAUCUGAAGGCUCAGGGUUGAUUGUAAUCGACUGUGUGUCAACGCUCUUUGAUAUCUCAUUCCCUCGAUCAGGCAAUGAACGGGUGCCGACAAACAAGGAUGGAACUCCGAAACCGAAAAAGGAGGUUGAAGCGCGACAAUGGGCUUCUGGGCGCCGUUUUGCAGUCAUGGGCGAUUUGAUCUCUAGAUUGUCUAAAUUAGCUGCACUCCGAAAUGUUGCCGUCUUGCUUGUCAAUCAGACAACAACUAGACUGAGGUUUGAAGGCAGUGCCAGGCUCGUUUCAAUGCUCGGAGGCAAUAAUUGGGAUGUCGGUAUCUGGAGCCGUAUUGUCUUGAUUCGCGACUGGGGUACAAUCCAAAGUGAAGAUGGAGAUGGCCAUCGUAUGCAGGGCAUCCGAUAUGCUGGUGUCCAAAAAAUAGCGCGGACAGUGCCUCGCGACGAGGUCUUUGCGCUCAAGGCCGUCCCAUUUGUGAUUAAGCAGGACGGCAUCCACGAAAUCGAGACGAAUCUUGCUCUACCUGACACGGCGCCCCCAGAUAUCCCAAGUGGGUCACAAAAAAGAAAGCACGAUGAGAUUGCUGAUAGCCAGUCCGAAGAUGGAGACAUGGGCUCUGACGAGGACUACGGAUGGGUCGAUGAAGAUGAGAUAAUUACAGAAAACGAAGCCGCCAAUGCACAUGCAGCAGAAGCAAUGGAGCGUGGUCCAAUCACCCAGGAAACAUGAUCAAGAGUAC